AUGGGAGAAAGCGAAGUUUCAAUGGUAUCCGAAGCGCCGCCAAGCACAAUAACGAAUCAACCAUUUCCUGCAACAAGUACAAAGGUGUAUUACCAUAUUGACGAUGAACCAACUCCUUACCUCACUGAGGUCCACGUUCCACCUGAUUUGAUAACACUGGGAGACGUCAAACGGGUACUUAUGAGAUCAAAUUUCAAGUAUUACUGCAAAGCCCUCGACCAAGAUACAGGGUGUGAAGUGAAAGCCGAAAUUCGGGAUGACAUGGAACGGCUGCAUCGUUCCUCGAAUGGACGCUUUGAGCUGUUUCUGCUUACUACUGAGGGUUCAACACAUUCCGAUGGCUCAUCUGGUCUUCCUAAGACUGCAAGGCACCAUAUGGUGCCAGGACCAGCCCCAACAAGUAUGUAUCAUCUUAGUCAAAAUGCAUACCGUCAAGCUGUGCACCAAUACGAUAAUAGC
Messenger RNA from Ostertagia ostertagi, 459 nucleotides. The record is from the annotation of a GenBank genome assembly. NCBI's taxonomy places the organism in Eukaryota, Metazoa, Nematoda, Chromadorea, Rhabditida, Trichostrongylidae.